GAUAAGCCCAAAAGUAUACAGCAAGCUUAAGAUGAAACGCUUGAAUUAAUCUGGAAAUCAAAAUAAUAUUUACGUUUAAAAUUACCGUUUUCUUUGUGGGUGGAGAAAAUCAACUUGUUUGCCAUAAUGCUCAUUACAAAUCAUUACACGCUAAUUAUAACAACAUUAUUUGACAAACGAAUUACGAAAUCAAUGAGUUGUAGCUAAUGAUUUUCAAUUAUUAAUAAACAUUAGUAUUGAACCAAAAAAUAGCCGCUAUUGCAACAUAUAGUCCAUUUGCAAAAAUGAUGGCACUUGUAUCCAGGAGAUUGCUCCUAAUCACCGCUGCUAUUUUGUGCAGCUUGAGUUUAAGAAUCGAGUGCAGGUCGAAGUCCCGAUUUACCAAUAUGCUGUGCGAGUCCUACAAUGAUUCGUAUGCAGAUUUUAAGAAAUGUAAACUUAAUUUAUUGGGAAGAGGUCGCGUUGGAGCCGACAUAUAUGUAAAGCUGUCUGAACUGCCCAUAGACAACAGUUGGAUUAAUUGGUCCAUUUACCGCCGCUACAAUGGAUUUCGUCCGUUUUUGUACAAUGUCAGCACAGAUCUCUGCCAGCUAUUAGAAAACUCGAAUGUUUUGUCGUUUCAAGGACUCGUUAUGAAUGCCAUUAUGACGCGAUCAAAUUUAAAUCACUCAUGUCCAUACAACCACGACAUUAUUAUUGAUAACCUGGAGUUUUCCGAUGAUUUCCUCAAGAAUUUGCCUCUACCGCAAGGCGUCUAUAAAAUACAACUUCGAUUUGCAACAUACAAAGUUUGGAGGGUACAGGUAACAAUGUUCUUUGAGAGAGCAGAAUAA
This is a messenger RNA of Drosophila yakuba, 833 nucleotides long. RefSeq lists its product as uncharacterized. NCBI's taxonomy places the organism in Eukaryota, Metazoa, Arthropoda, Insecta, Diptera, Drosophilidae. The coding region runs from base 285 to 833 and encodes 182 amino acids. The record is from RefSeq and is a predicted model, not a curated record. The transcript is spliced from 3 exons.